UAUAUAUACUUACAGUAUACUAUGAUGUUAAUACAUUUACACAAACACAUAAUUUAAUUAUAUGGUAGUUUGAGAGUAUAUUAGCUAUUAGGGGAUCAGGAAAAGCUUCAAGCACCUAGGCUGCAGCUUGGAGGAGGAGAAAAACUCUUUGAGGUAGAGGUAAGAAAGGAGUGUAUUCCUGGAGUAUAGGAUAGAUAUACAGUGCAAAUGCACAGAGAUGGGAGAUUAAUGCCCUAAAUAAGAAGAGAACAAACAGCUUGACUAAUUGGCAGAGUUGGAAGGAGAAUAAUGUGCAAUGGGGAGCUGGAAAGAUAGAUGUGGGUCACGUUUUGAAGAGACAUAGAACAUUGGAGGAGUUAAUAUUUUGUCCUAGAGGCAAGGAAGCCAUUAGAAUAGGUCAAGAAGAGAGUUACCCUGUCACAUUUGCACUUCAGGAAAAUCAUUUUGACAUCAGUGAAGAGAAUGACCUGGAGUCAUGAGAAAUCUGAGGCAGGGCUAUUGCAAUCAUAUAGACUAGAGGUGAUUGGGACCUCAAGGCAGUUGUAGCUGCAUGAGUGGAGAGAAGGGAUCAGUUUCAAGAGUUGUUGUGCAAAAGAUGAUUUUGUCAUAUCCUUUCCCUUAUUUUGAGGUAGUGGACCCAUUAAUGAAAAGGUAAGAGGUGUGUGUGUGUGUGUGUGUGUGUGUGUGUGUGUGUGUGUGUGUGUGUGUGUGCAUGCAAUAUUUGUUCUUUCUGAAGGGGAUUAGUAAGGGCCUCCAAAGCCAUCUAUUCCCAUUAGGAAAACUUGGAAAUGAUAGCAUUAAAAGGUUCUCUAGGGGGCAGCUGGGUAGCUCAGUGGAUUGAGAGCUAGCCCUAGAGAUGGGAGGUCCUAGGUUUGGAUCUGGCCUCAGACACUUCCCAGCUGUGUGACCCUGGGCAAGUCACUUGACCCCCAUUGCCUGGCCCUCACCACUCUUCUGCCUUGGAGCCAAUACACACAGUAUUGACUCCAAGCCGGAAGGUAAAGGUUUAAAAAAAAAAGGUUCUCUAAAUUGUCUCAGAACCACCUGAACUACACAGUGUAGUUUAAUACAAGGUACUCUAUGAAGGACAUUAGCCAUUGGAGGACAUUGGGGAAGGGGAGUCAGGAGAGGCUUCAAACUCAGUAUUGUAACCUGACCCACCUCACACCUAGCAGAUUAGCCAAUAUGAUAGUAAAGGAAAAUAAUAGAUGUUGGAGGGGUCGUGGCAAAAUUGGGACACUAAUGCAUUGCUGGUGGAAUUGUGAAUUGAUCCAACCAUUCUGAAAGGCAAUUUGGAAUUCUGCCCAAAAGGCUUUAAAAGGAUGCAUACUCUUUGAUCCAGCCAAACCUGCUGGGUUUGUACCCCAAAGAGAUAAUAGGGAAAAAUAAUUAUACAAAAAUAUUUGUAGCUGCACUCUUUGUGGUGGCAAAAAAGUGGAAAAUAAGGGGGUGUCCAUCAAUUGGGGAAUGAUUGAACAAGUUGUGGUAUCUGAUGGUGAUGGAAUACUAUUGUGCUCAAAGGAAUAAUGAAAUGGAAGAAUUCCAUGGGAAGAGGAACAAUCUCCAGGAACUGAUACAGAGGGAAAGGAGAAGAACCAGGAGAACAUUUUACACAGAAACUGAUACACUGUGGCACAGUAGAAUGUAAUGAACUUGUCUACUACCAGCAAUGCAACGAUCCAGGACAAUUCUGAGGGACUUAUGAGAAAGAACACUAUCCACAUCCAGAGAAAGAACUGUAGGAGUAGAAACGCAAAAGAAAAACAUAUGAUUGGUCACAUAGUUCGAUGGGGAUAUAAUUGGGGGUGUCGACUUUGAAUGAUCAUUCUAUUGCAAAUACUAAUGAUAUGGAAAUAGGCUUUGAACAUGUAAAGCCCAAUGGAAUUGCUCUUUGGCUCUGGGGGAGGGGAGGGAAAGAACACAAAUCAUGUAACCAUGGAAAAAUAUUCUAAAUCAAUUAAUCAAUUUAAAAAAAGAUGGUAACCUGAGCCACAUUUUAGAAGCAUUUUUUGCAUUAAAUUUAAUAUUUUUAAUGAAAAAAAAUAAAUUUCUCUCCUAACCAACUUGCUCCCACCAUCGGGAAAAUAAACAAAAAACUCUUGUAACAAAAAUGCCUAACCCCCACAAAACAAAACAAAACCCCUCCCACAUUGGUCAUAUCUAGAUAUAAAUUUGGAUAUGUGUCUUAUUCUGUACUUAGUCUGUGUGUGAGGUGGGCACUAUGUGUGUGUGCCAUCAUUGGUACUCUGGAAUUAUGGUUGGUCAUUGUAUCACUCAGAGUUCUUACAACUUUCGUAGUUGUUUUUAUAAUGUUAUUGUUACAUGCAUUGUUCAUCUGGUUCUGCUUACUUUACUCUCCUCAGUUCACAUGAGUCUUCUCAGGCUUCUCUGAAAUACUGCUUACUUCUUAAUUUCUUAUGGUGCAAUAGUAUUCCAUUAUAUUUAUUCCAAGUUGUGUCUGAAAGGAAAAGGGGGAUUUGUCAAUGAAGAAGUAAAGAGGAAUUACAUUCCAGACAUGGGGAAUGGCCAGUGCAAAGGUGCAGAGAUGGGAGGUUCUGUGUCAUGAGAGAAGAACAGAAAGAAAGCCAGAUUGGUUGGACCAAAAGAGAUUCAGAGCCUCUCUUAUUUCUAUUUCCUCCUUUGGAGUUCCCUCUGCUUCUUGGGCAGGCAAGAUCUGUAUGGAUUGGGUAUCCCUGGAACUAGAGUGGAUUAUGGCAAUGAAAAAAGAAGGCUGGAUUUAGGAUCCAUCAGAUCUGAAUUCAGAUUCUUCCCCUAACACUUUCUAGCUGUGGUAGUAUGGUUUAUCAAUCAAUUAACAGACAUGUAUAUGCCAUAUAUUCUAGACACUGCAUUAAGGACAGUGGAUAAUCAAGAUCAAAGUGAAAGUCUUCACCCUCAAGGAGUUUAUGUUCUAUUGAAGGGAAACUAUGUGUGCACAUAAGAAAAUUCAAAGUUAUACCCAAGGUAAUCUUGCAGGGGGUGCCCUGGUAGCUGGAUGGGACCAGGAAAUGCUUCUUGAGCUACCUUGGGAAGAAGCUAGGGAUUCCAAGAGGACCAUGUGAAGGGGGAGGCACUAAUUUAGGGUUAGGCAAGAAGAGCAAAAAUAGAGUGCCAUGUGUGAUGGACAGCAAGAAGGGCAAUUUGAUUGAACCUCUGAGUUCAUGCAGUUGAGUAUUAAUAUAUAUCAAGACUGGAAAGUUGUUGGAGUCAGGUAGUAAAAAGGCUUCCUUAACAGGGGGGGCCUGCCCUCAGAGAUCACCUUUCAUUUAGACUAUAUAGAUUUUGUAUGUACAUUUUUUUUCAUGAUGUUUUAUGAGAAUGAGAGCACUUUAAGGGCAGGGAUCACAUCUUUUCCAUUCUUAGUUUCCUAGAUGCUUCCAGCAGUGCCUGACUUAAAAAAUGCUUGUUGAGGGGCAGCUAAAUGGCUUAAUGGAUAGAGAAAGUCAAGUCUGAAGACUGAGAGGUUCUGGGUUCAAAUGUGACCUGGGACACUCCCUAGCUGUUUGACCUUGGGCAAGUCACAUAACCACAAUUGCCUAGCCCUUACCAGUCUUCUGCCUUGGAACUGAUUCUAAGAUAGAAGAAGAUUAGAUUGUUGUUUUUUUUUUUAAUGCUUUUUUAAAAACAGAUUUAACCUCUCAGACUUCUCAUUUCUUUAUAACAGCGAUGUCAAGUAUAGUUCCUGUGUAGAGGCUGUGUUAAAAGCAUACGAAACCUUAGGGACUCUAAAGGUCUGUUUAUAAAAGUCAGCUAUUUUUGUCACUACCUUGUGACCUUGGGGCACGCCAUUUCCUCCCUCUGGGCCUCAGUUUCCGCAUUUGCCCCGUGUGGGUCUGGGCCAGUCCUCCUCAGAACCCUGCGAUUCUUGGAGAAGGCUCCCUGACUCUCCCUUUACCUUCACAGCCCGCCACCAUGGAGCCGCAGCCCAAGGGCUGGCUUGGCCCCUGCACUGCAGUGCAGUGAGAAGGCUGGGUGGCCUCUUGGCUCUUGCUGAUCUCAUCGAUCAAAGCAGCCCCUGCUCAACCCCACGGGGCUCUGCUCUACCUGGCCAGCCCUCCGGCUUUCUCUCCUCUCCUACGUUCUUUCAGGGGCCCCUCCCCCAGCAUCUUUCUUUCUCUGACCUCCCCCCCUCCACUCUCCUGUUUCCCUCUCCGCCACCCCCUUCCCCCACCCCACCUCCCAAUGCUUCGGGAUGAUUUCAUUUUACACGACAGCGCAUCCCUGUCAAAGCAAAUUAAGAGAAAUUAAUGCGUGAGGCUUGAACAGACUGGGAAGCGUUUGGAAGUCGUGGCAGGAUGGGCAGAGAGGAGGGCAGCCUGUGGGAAGGAAGACGGAGCCCCACUUAGUGAGCUGUCUUGGUCCUCGUCUCUUGCUGUGGUGGCUGUUUCUUUCUCUGGACUCUUUACCUUCAUCUUCCUCAUGCUGGCUUGCCUGUGCUGUAAGAAGGGAAACAUCGGGUUCAAGGAGCCCCCAGGGAACCCUGGAUCAGGAUCCACGGCUCACGGGAGGUCUCCGUCUCCGCUUCCCCCCCACCAGGAGUUUGAGAAUGCUGAGGGUGACGACUACACCACCGAGUUCUCCGUGCAGGGGUCUCCGGCCACGCAGAAUGGCCCCGAAGUGUAUAUACUGCCCCUCACUGAGGUCUCACUCCCCAUGGCCAAGCAGCCUGGGAGAUCAGUUCAGCUGCUCAAGUCCACAGACCUGGGACGCUACAGCCUCCUGUACCUGAAGGAGAUUGGCCAUGGCUGGUUUGGGAAGGUAUUCCUGGGUGAGGUCAAUUCGGGCAUCAGCAGCACCCAGGUGGUGGUGAAGGAGCUCAAGGUGAGCGCCAGCGUUCAGGACCAGAUGCAGUUCCUCGAGGAGGCCCAGCCAUACCGGGCUCUUCAGCACAGUAACCUGCUUCAGUGUCUGGCCCAGUGUGCAGAGGUGACUCCGUACCUGCUAGUGAUGGAGUUCUGCCCCUUGGGAGACCUCAAGGGCUAUCUGCGUAGCUGCCGGGUGGCAGAGUCCAUGGUCCCAGAUCCCCUGACCUUGCAGCGGAUGGCUUGCGAGUUGGCCUGUGGAGUCCUUCACUUACACAAGAACAACUAUGUGCACAGUGACCUAGCCUUGAGGAACUGCUUACUCACUGCAGACCUGACUGUGAAAAUUGGGGACUAUGGCCUAUCUCACUGCAAGUACAAAGAUGACUAUUUCGUGACGGCCGACCAGCUGUGGGUGCCACUACGCUGGAUUGCCCCUGAACUCAUUGAUGAAGUGCACAGCAACCUCCUCGUCGUGGACCAGACCAAGGCCAGCAAUGUCUGGUCACUGGGUGUGACAAUAUGGGAACUGUUUGAGCUGGGCGCCCAGCCCUACCACCACUACUCUGAUCGCCAGGUGCUUACCUACGCCAUCAAAGAACAGCAGCUCAAGUUACCCAAGCCCCAGCUGAAGCUGUCGCUCUCGGACCGCUGGUAUGAGGUGAUGCAAUUCUGCUGGCUCCAGCCUGAGCAGAGGCCCACGGCAGAGGAGGUGCACCUGCUGCUGUCCUACCUGUGUGCCAAGGGGACCACGGAGGCUGAGGAAGACUUUGAGAAGCGAUGGAAGUCCCUGAAGCCCAGCGGGACCAAUGGAGCCAGCCACCUGGGGAGUGCGGCCGAGCUGUCCUCCAGUUUCCCGCUCCUGGAGCAGUUCUCGGGGGAUGGCUUCCAUUCAGAUGGGGAUGACAUCUUGACGGUGAUGGAGACCAGCCAUGGACUCAAUUUCGAGUACAAGUGGGAACCCAGCCGAGCUGAGGCCUUCCAGACUCCCACGGGGACCCUCAGUCCCCGCCAUGCUGCUCACUACCAGGACCUCUACUACCCAGCCAGCUCCUCAGUCAGCCACCUGAGCCUAGGGGUUUCACCCUCCUGCUAUGAGUGCCCACCGCCGGGGGUGGUGCCCAUCCUCAGUGCCCACAGCCCUUCUGUGAGCAGCGAGUACUAUAUUCGCAUUGAAGAACCAGCUGACUGUGAUCUGGACUUCACCAUGUGUUCCUCCAGCCCCGAGUGCCAGCAGGCGUCCCCUGAGGCGGCUGCCACCCCUUGGCAUGACAAAGAAGGACCUGUGGGGGGUGCUUACGACUCAGACAGCAGCCCUACUGUGUCCCUGACUAUGGAACCACUCCUGGGGCAAGGACCCACUGGGGAGGGGCCCUGGGAUCACCCCGACUACUACUCCCAUAUGAGCUGUAGCAAAGACUCGCUCUGUUACCAGCCUUCCCCUGCAGGGGUUUCACGGACUGAAGACAGUUUGUUGGGGGAAUGCAGGGAGGGUGCCAGCAAAGACUGGGGCAUUCCAGGCUUCCACCAGUCUUUUUUUGAGGACCCCCUAGGAGUGUCCCCCUCGGGGAAUUCUGCAACCCGGGAGUCACCAGGCGGGGAGGAGGCAGUGGUGGGAGAAUCAAAGGAACAGGGAGCCCUGGGCAGCCCUCCUGAAUCGGUAACAAUAGAGCUAGGGGAGCCGGAGAGUCUGCCCAGCAGUAACACCCAGCGUGAAGCCACUGAGGAGGCGAGCUUGGCUGCCCAGCAAAGACACUGGACCUCAAACAUGUCUGCCAAUAACAACAUCAACAGUGGCUGCCCCCCUGACACCUGGGCCACUCACUUUGUAGACUCGUACUUGGGGUCAGAAGGCCCAGCUACAGGACCUGACCCACGCGAGAUCCCUGCCACAGACUGUCUGCCAGACCCCCUGCCCCUUCCCGAGGCUCCUGGCUUAGAGGCAGCUUUCCCUGGGCAGGAGCUGGGGAGCCCCCCUACCUUUGUUCAACACUGCCAGGCAAACGAGGACCCAGCCCUGGUUGCCAUCUCUCCCUCGCAGGUGAUAGAUGUAGAAACUGCCGAGAAUGGGGGUGUCGAUUGUGGGGCGGAUCCAGGAGCCUCUGAGGAGGCUGUCGCCCCAUCUGCCUCCCCAGCCCCGUCUCCCUUGCCCUCUCCAUCCCAAGACAGAGACCCACUUCUCAGCAGGGCAGCGGGCAAUCUCGCCCUUGUUCCCAAGCCAGAGUCCCCUGGGCCGUGGGACACUAGCCAGAACAAGAGCCAGGAGCCAGAGCAGACGCUGGACAGCAGCGGUAGCUUCCCUGAGCUAGAAGGGCCAGGGAGUGAGGAUGAGGACACGACGGAGGCCACCUCUGGGGUCUUCACAGACUUUUCCAAUGACUUCCUUCCCGAGAAGCCCGACACGACCCCCGCAUUCCGGUCCCUGCAGAAGCAGGCGGGAACUCCGGAUUCCCUGGAGUCACUGGAUAUCCCAUCCACAGCCAGUGAUGGUGGGGAGAUAUCUAGCCCGACAGUGUCCUACCCGGCGGCUGGGCAGCCCCGGGCCCUAGAUAGUGGCUAUGACACAGAGAACUAUGAGUCCCCCGAGUUUGUCCUGAAAGAGCCCCAUGAGCCUCGGGACCCUGAGGACUUUGGGCCCCUAGAGAAGGAGGAUGAGAGCCCUGGAUUAGAGAUGCGGCUUUCUUCCUCCAUCAGUGCCGAGCUGCAUGGUCUGAACGAGAAAAACCCCUAUCGAGACUCGGCCUACUUCUCUGACUAUGACACAGAGCCAGAGCGGCCUGCCCAGGGGAAAGAGGAGGAGGAGGAGGAGGACAGUGAGGCUGGGGAAGGAGAGCCUAGCCCAGUGGGCUCUGAGGCCCCAGGGCUGUCCCCCAAUAAUCAGGAAAUAGCAACAGUGGAGGAAGCAGGUGCUCGGCCUCCUCAUUCUCCUUCUGGGGAGCCCCCUCCAGAGGUGACAGUCAGCCCUGCCAUCAAAGAGCAAGACCAGGAGAGCCCCACGGAGCAGGCAGAUGGGUUGGUCCCUGCUCUUGCCCCUGAGUCUGCUCCCACCCCUGCCCCUGCCCCUGCCCCUGCCCCUGCCCCUGCCCCUGCCCCUGCUCCUGCCUCUGCCCCUACCCCUGCUCCUGCUUCAUCCAAAAUAUUCUCCCUGACCCCUGUCCUGCCAAGUCCAGAGGACAGUGAGGUUGAGGCAAGCUGCCACAAAGCCCAGGAGGCUCCAGGCCUGUUCCCCACCCCAGCAGACCUGGUUCCUGGGGCAGAGGUGCAGGAACGAAAGGGGGCCACAACCUGUGAGGUCCCCCUGGGCCCCAAAGCAAAGGCAGGGGAGAAGCCGGCCCCACGCCCAGCCCCUCUGUGCCUGGACCUGUCGGAUCUCCCGGCUCCCAAGGAGAGUCGGCCGGCAGAAGAGGAAGAGGAAGAGGACUCGGAGGACAGUGAGGAGUCUGACGAAGAGCUGUGCUGCUAUAACAUCCAGGAGCAGAGUGAGGAGAGUGAAGAGGAACCCGCUGCUGUGCCCAUCGUGGUGGCCGAGAGCCACAGUGCCCGGAACCUGCGCAGUCUCCUCAAGAUGCCCAGCCUCAUGUCCCAGUCCUUCUGUGAGGACCUCGACCGCAAGAAAAAGGCCGUUUCCUUUUUUGACGAUGUUACCGUCUACCUCUUCGAUCAGGAAAGCCCCACUAGAGAACUCGGGGAGCAGCAGUUCCCUGAGAUGAAGGAAUCGACUUCCUCAUUCCUGCCAAGCAGCCCCAGUUCCCUGAACCCAUCUGACCGACUCAGUGCAGCAGACAGUUUCUCUGACAGGACUGCCUCUGAAGAGAGUGAGCCUGGUGGUGGGUUCGAGUGGGACGAUGACUUCCCACUAAUGCCAGCCAAGUCAUCUUUUGUGUCUUCACCGGGGCCUGGGAUGCCAGACUCCAUGCUGCCCAACCUACCAACCCCACCGAAGCAGGUGCUGCCCGUCCAGUUUUCCCGCUUCACUGUGUCUCCCACCCCAGUCUCCCGAUUCUCCAUUACGCAUGUCUCUGACUCAGACAUUGAGUCUGUAGGAGGAAGCAGUGAAGACGGUGACAGAGAAUAACUUGGGCCUGGAAGGCACUUCGGAAUCUCUUGUGCCAGCGUGGCUCUGUGGACCAGGGCAAGAAGAGACGCCCCUCCCGGCCCCAAGACGAAGCGGCGGAGGAGAUGGGGGGGUGGGUUGUCAAGAACUUGGCUCUAUUUUUUUAGACAGAUUUUAUCAGAGGCAUUUGGUUUGCUGCUAGCUCACAGAGACAUCACCCCCCAACCCCCCGCCUUCUGCCCCUUUGUCCGGUACAGGUGCAGCCAUGGAUGAUGGUCUAUGUGGACAUAUGUGCUUGAAGGCAUGCGGGUUUGUGUAUAAAUAUACAUAUAUAAAUGAUAGCGUUAAAGGGUAGACUUGCAGAAUCCUGCUCCCAUUCUUACCUUCCCCCCUUGAAGGGAGUCAAUACAACCCCAGUACUGCUUGCUCCUUCCUCUGGUCUGUGACUUCUCGGGGCUCACCCCUUCCUGCUGCCCCAGUGCCUAGUGAACCCCUGCUUCCUAGAGCUGUAGUGGGGAUGGGAGCCCAUGUCUGCUGCUCCCAGGGCCUUCCUCUCUGCCCCUGCUCCCUCGGAUCCUGCUGUACAUACAUUGGAUUUCUGAAUCUCCGCCCUAGUGUCAUUCAGUAAUACUGUCUCCCUCAGCUUCCUACUGGGACGUGUUUCUGCCUUGUCUCCUUCAACUCAUUUAGACGGCUCCUAGCCGGACCCUCCCCAUCCUCCUACCCUCCUGCCUCCUUUCUGCCAGGAGCUGGGUCUGCUGGAAGAUGGGCCAACGGGCGGGAGUCCCACACCCCUUCCUUAGUGUUUGCCUUUUUUUAUUGCCAUGUUUUGUUUUGUUUUUGUCCCUUCAGCCCUUCCCAAGCAGAAAUCUGGGCAACAUUUCCAGAACAGCUGUUGCUGUGGAGGGGGAAAGCGAAAGGGUCUUCCCCUCCAGAAAACAAGAUUUCCUCACCCCAGGGCCUUGGUGCUUUGGGGCAAUGGGAAGGGGUAGGUGUCACUACCAGCACAGCCUCAUCAGGGAGACAAUGGGGCUUCUGGGGUUCCCUGUCCUGCUACAGGUCCUAUUCUAGAGGUUGCUGAGGGGGAAUUUAGGACAACCUCUGUCUACAGGGCACACAGGCAAUAUAUGGGAGAGCUUACUAGGCUAACUGCCCUGGUCUGCCAAGGAGAGCAUGGAGGGAACUCCUUCCACUUGACUGUCCAUUUCCAUGUUCAGUUUUGGGGUCCCUCUUCCCCCUUGCUCAGGCGCUAAGGAACAAUUGGGGGGCAGGGUAAUAGCAAAUGGGGCUCAGCGGGAAUAUUUUUAUAAUGGUGAAUGCAGAGAGAAUGGGACCAUGAUAAUUUUAAGUUAUUGUUGCCAAAGAGAUGUAAAGAGUUUAUUGAAGGGGUGGGGGUGGGGUGGGAGUGGGCAAGGGUGGGGUGGGAAGGGACCUUAUUUUUGGUUUAUCCUUUUUUUUUUUUAAUUAUUCAUUUGAGGCUUAGAAUGCUGGUGCAAUGAUUUUUUUUCUUUAUUUAAAAAGAAAUUAAGCUAAGAAAAAAGCCUUUAAGCCAAGAGAGUGUGUUCUCCUUUGGGGCCAAUAGACCAACCCCUGUAGGUCGCAGCCUUGGGAGAUGAGAGUGGGAAGAAGGGUAGGCGAAUGAUAACGCGUGUAUGUGUAUGCCCACAUUGUGCAAGAACAUUGUGGGGGAGAGCACAGCGUAGCUUUCUGUGGGUAGGUGGCCCACAUGUUCCAGCAUGUGUGUGUGUGGCAGGUACAGCUGGGCCUUGUGCGAGUUGCUAGGGCAAUGUCAGCCUCACCUAUGGGGGGGGGGGUGCAGAGUCUCCUGCCUGGGGGUGGAGACCAUUGAAUGUUUUCCCAUGAUGUGCUUGUAUUCUGGUGUGAUUCAAACAUGUUAUAGCUUGAAAGUUCAGCCCUGCUGGCAUCUAUUUCUAGAAAGGUAAGAGGCGUAGAACCCGCAGAUCCUUCCGAUGGAUGUUUCUGAAGACAGGCCUUUCCUAGCCCCUGUGUAUGCCAGGCUCUGGGCCUCUAGGCACUAUUAACUAAGUGUCCCCCUUGCUGUCUCUGGAAGUCCCAGAGGCAUCCUCCGACGAUGGGAGGGAGGAAAGGAAUGGGACAGACCCCAACUGAAGAGUCUGGCUGCACUUUUAAUGGCUGUGGGUAAAAUGAGGCGACAGAAAGCAUAGGCCAAUCAGACUCACUCCUGGGUUUCCCCUUUUCUGGAGAGACAGCCCUGGUCUCCACCUCCCCUCUUCCCCUAGCCAGGCUGGGCCCUCCAGUGUCUCCCUUCCGAGAGUGAUCUAACUUAGAUGUCCACAGCUGAAGGGCAGCUGUGGUUGCCUCCUCUCCAGCUUUCCCUUCGUGGUCUUGGAGAUGAGACUUUACAGAGUUCCUGUCUGAAGGCUCUGGGCUCCAGAUCUCAGGGCAGGAAGUGGAAUGAGGAGGACCAAAAUUGUGACCCGAGGACAGGGUGGCACCUGGGAAUAAAGAAGUGUGGGUCUCCUGGAAGGGGGGUCCUGUUUCAGAAAGGGGCCCCUGGUGACAGAAACCUCCUGGAUCUUCCCCCUGUUGCUCAAAAAUGGAGAAUACUCUGAUUAACUCUUCCACAACAACCCUUGAGCUAUGAAUGAAGUACCAGUGGGGAGAAAAAGGUUGGCCAAAAAAAAGUCUGUAGAUGGUUUACCCUUUGCACCCCUGGAGAAAGGGCAAGCAGGGUGAGGUGUCCCUCUGUCCCAGCUCUAAAAACAAAAAGCAUCUUCAAGUCUUGAGGAAAGUGGGUAGGAGGGAGCUGGGAGGGGAAGUAGGGAGAUGGAGAGGAUACUGGAGUCCUUUUGCCUUGGAUGGUCCCGGCUGCUCUAGGCAAGGUGGGGGAGGGGAGUGAAAAACGAAGAGAAUGAAAGGAGCUUCCCUGGCAGGAGGGGCAAGUGCCCCAUGCAAAGCCCGAUUGCCAAACUAUUAAGCAAUUUUCAGGGGUCUGGCUGCUCCUCUUCAGGCCAGGAAAGCUUUCGUUAAUCCUCGGCUUUCUGGGACGUAGCCUUGUAACUAUUCCUUCUAUGCUGCUUAGAUUUGAAGCCCCCCCCCCCCCAAUAACCUUCCUGGUAUUGUCUCCUUUUUGUCUAGUCUUUGUUAAAUGCAACAGAUCUUUAAAAAAUAAAAAAAAAUGUAGCAUCCCAGUGGGGCCUCACCUCCACCCACAUCCCACCAAGCAAAUGAGGUACAUUCCUUAAAGAAGAGACAAGGUCCCCAAAUAUCUCUGCCAUUGCUACCUUGAAACGGAAUGCCAGGAAGAUCUUCCUCCACUUCUAGUUCUCCUUGCUGUUGUUAGAGCUUUAUUUAUUGGUUCACUGGGAAGUAGGGGGUUAGGGCUCUUUUUUCCAAUCACGUAUUCUACAUCUUAUCCGAGUCUCACCAAGACCCGGUUAAAGUAGUUAGGAAAGAUGAAGUGGGGUCCCAGAAUUAAGAGUUGGUGACUGCCAGGCCUUCCAACUGACUCAUCCACCUGUGAUCAAAUCCGUUCUCAUACUCUCCCAGUUGUGGCUCCUAUCUAUUAGGCAGGGUGGUCAGUGAUGGAGAUACAGGCUCUAGCUGAGGAAUGGGGGGAGAAAAUAGGGGGUGGCCUUAACUGGCCUACCAGGGAUACUGGCUUCCCCAACCUUGGCCUCAUUUAGUACCACAUGCCAAGCACCUGAACUUCCAGUGGUGUCUGGUGAGUACAGAAUGACUGUUCUUGCCUUCCGUCUAAGAAUGGAGUAACUCCCAAGCCUUUGGCUCUUGUGGCCCAGAAAACUGCUCCCAGGAGCAGUUCAGGAUGGCGAUUGGACAAAGUAAGAGUUAAAAAGUCCAGCCCAUAUUUGAUGGAGAAUCACAAAGGGGUUGGGUUGGAGCUCUCCCUCCUUCUUGGGGCAGCCCAUUCCAUUUUUGGAAAACUUUAAUUGUUAGGAAGUUUUCCUUUAAACCAAGCUUCUUUGCUCCCAAUACCUUUGGUCCUAAUUCUAUGCUGAGGAGCUGAUCAAAACAAAUAUCUUUCCAAGGCAGUCCUUCAGAAGUUCCAGUUCCUGAAAUUUGGAACCUCCUCCAUAACCCAAGAAACUGGGACCAGGGGAUGGGGGAAGCCAGAAAUAGCCUCUCCCAAAGGGCCUUGUUUUUGCACUCAUGCUAAAGGUCUGAACUCGACCUCCCCAAUCUCAAUCACAGUCUAAUUUCAUGUUUCCCUUCUGGGAGCCAGGAGAUACCUUCCUGGAUCCUGUAACUCUAAUCCAACUCCUGCCCCCAAUUUGUGCCAAAUAGGGUCAGGGUGCCUUCACUGGUCUCAGUUUCUUCUUACAUUUGUAAAAUGGGCAGUGAGAACUUAUUCACUUGGCUUGCAGAGCAUUCGUCUCUGCCUCUGAUAUUCCUGUUGUUUGCGGGCUGGGGUGUAGAAAGGAUGUCAGUAGGAACAGUAGGAAAUGGGCAGGAAACUCAGAUCCCAAUCCUACUCUGACCAAGUUCUGUGCUGCAGAAGUUGGAGUUUCAGGGAAAAGUCUGGUUUCCUUUUAAACCAAGAGGUAAACUGUGGACCAAGUGGGAGCUGGUUGUGAUCUAGUUAGGCAUGGGCUUGGCACUCCCUCUCCCUGGGCUACCCAGGCAAGCCCAGGGGAAAUGGUCCUCGUUUCCCCUGGUCCUAUAGCCCUGCCCUGCCAGGUCUCCCUCCCAUCUCGUUGGAUGGGUAGGUUGGGCCUAGGACAGCAGGGGAACCAGGACCAGGUGCUGCUGGUCUAGACCCUCUUCCCCAGCCCCCAAAUUCUACUUAAAGGCUGCAUGAGGCUCAAGCUGUCUUGGAUAUUUUUAUUAAGAUAAAGGCUAUUAUUGUAUAUUUUAUCAAUACGGGUCAUAAUUGCUGUAUUUUUUACCAGUGCUGAUUUCCAUACAGCUCCCCAGCAUGUGUGUAAAAUAUUGUUGGUCCGAUAAUAAAGUUUUUAAAAUAUCUUAAA
Monodelphis domestica (gray short-tailed opossum) is the source of this 13826-nucleotide messenger RNA. RefSeq names its product apoptosis associated tyrosine kinase (gene LMTK1). Lineage: Eukaryota; Metazoa; Chordata; Mammalia; Didelphimorphia; Didelphidae. The record is from RefSeq and is a predicted model, not a curated record. Gene Ontology annotation, molecular function: ATP binding; protein tyrosine kinase activity. Gene Ontology annotation, biological process: peptidyl-tyrosine autophosphorylation; brain development.